AUGAACUGCUUCAGGAGAGCUAUGGGAUGGCGCCGACUCGACCUCAUGCGUGUUUUCCCCAGAGUACUGGACAUUCCUGGACCUCGCCAUAUCAGCAAAAAAUCCGUAGAAAUGGCAGCGCCACGCCUCGACCGCCUUCCUAUGGAACUUAUUGAGAUGGUUCGAUCUUAUUGCCCAGAUGCCUCUUUUUGGAAUAGGUUGCAGCUCCUGUACUUGCAAGGUUUCGUUUCUCUGGGUCGACCUGUGAUCGAAAGGAAUCUCUCCUGCAUUACGCGUUGGGAGCGCGGCGACACUUUACCAGUCGAAGGGGAACCUCUAGGAGAUAGCGAAUAUCUUCUCAUCAGUCUUGAUCCGGACGGUAUAUGCAAGAUCCAGAGACUUCCCAAACCCAAACAUCCUCGUCCAAACCACGGUCCCCUCGUGAAGCUCAGGAAGAACGUUCUCGCCAACAACCAAGACCUUGAAUCUGUCAAAGCCUACUUCUAG
Molecule: messenger RNA, 486 nt
Organism: Fusarium verticillioides 7600
Lineage: Eukaryota; Fungi; Ascomycota; Sordariomycetes; Hypocreales; Nectriaceae
Exons: 1
Coding region: 1-486 (161 amino acids)
Source: RefSeq, a predicted model, not a curated record